ACCAAGUAAUUGUUGACUCGGAGGGGGCGGAUAAACAUCCCCAUCCUGCUUUGGUAAAGGCGACUAUGCUGUGCAGCUCAUUGUAGAAAAGUCUUCGUUGUGGUGGAAACCAGCGUGUCGGAGGACGCAGGGAGGCAGCGCAGAGAAGACCGAGGAGCAAGGAGGAAGGGAGCUGGAUGAGCCAUCGGAAACGUGAUGAUGAACGCGGCGAGCCAUCUCAGGAGGUCGCUCCUCCUGUUCCUGUUCGUUCAUAGCUGUAAUUAGAUCCGGUCACAGCAUCUUAUGCACGCCGAUCGCUACUUGAGAUCGUGGAUCUGAUCCUUGUUCGUGCUCGUGCAAGACGGAUCGGUGACUAUUGUUGUAUAAUGAAUGGAGCGGUGAAGAAGGAAGGUACCACAUCAUGACAAGAGGCAUGAAUAUAAGUUGGGGCGACGAUGAUAGAUUCUGGAAGUGGCAUCCGCUUUCCGAGGAAGAGCUUCGUGAGCUUUCCAUAGAUCCAGAGAACCGGCUCUGUGAAUACGCAGAGCUCAAUCAGGUGAGUUGGCUGGAAGCAACAAAGACGCUGGACCUGGAUCACGAGAAAUACAAGAAAGUGUUCGAUGGUUACGAGACUUGUGAGAUUUUGUACAACAUCAAGUUUAAGGUCGAUGCUUUCGGGUGGCAUGGCGUCCCCGUCACCUUCCAAGUGAACACCCCAAUCCCAGCUGAGGACUAUGCGAGAGAUGAGAGGCUGGAGUCAUACAGAAAACGUACUAGCGGGUGGCAACAGAUCCAUGGUGGCCGGUUCACAGUACCUAAAACUGAGAAGAAAGGAGAGGUCAAGUUCGGCAUGUAUGAAAUCAAGAGCCAGAGGUGGAAGGGUGGCAUUCUUCUCGCCGGCGUCACUCUUAAGCUUCACAAGUCUGACACCACCGAUUAGAUCACCAAAAGCUUCUUCUGGAUCUCAGUAUUUAUUGUAUUUGCCCUUUGUUUGAUGUUCUGUGUUGGGAUCAUUGCUUCUUCCCUUUCGACGAACCAUGUUAUCCGAGCUAUAAACUUGAUGUGUUUCAUGGAAUGAAUGCAAACUUCGUAAA
This is a messenger RNA of Musa acuminata AAA Group (dessert banana), 1073 nucleotides long. RefSeq lists its product as uncharacterized. The transcript is spliced from 4 exons. NCBI's taxonomy places the organism in Eukaryota, Viridiplantae, Streptophyta, Magnoliopsida, Zingiberales, Musaceae. The record is from RefSeq and is a predicted model, not a curated record. Bases 401 to 919 code for a protein of 172 amino acids.